AGCCUCAAUGCUUUAAGACACUUGUACAUACUAGUUCGAUCCUGGCUAUCUACAGUUAGCUUUGAAGCUUCAUAGACAAAGCUUAACAGAUGGCAAUCGAAGCAACCCACGGCUCUGAAGUCCAAGAUACCGUCGCGAUCGGGCCAGAGCAAGAAGCCUUACAAGCCUGGAGGGAGAGAUGCAAUAUCAACACUGAUGCUCAGAUUCGGCUGGUUAAACUGUCGCACAUGCGAUACCAGCAUCCGGAUCUUGAUGAGAUCACUGUGUUUCUUCGGGACUUUGGAAUGGAAAUCGCAAAGAGAAUAGAUGACCAGAUUUGGUAUCGAGGCUACGGAACUGAUCCGUACGUUUACUAUGCGAAGAAGGGACCGAAGGAGUUCCUUGGGGGGUCGUUCUUGGUGGAGUCUUAUCAGGAUUUGGAGAAAGCAACACAAUUACCAACAUCUGGGGGGAUAACGAAACUCACUGACGCCCCCGGAGGAGGAUACAUGGUUACUCUGACAGACCCGGACGGAUUCCCGAUCAACCUCAUAUACGGACAAACACCAGCACCCCCUGGAAAGUUCCCCGAGAAGCUCGCCUACAACUACGAGACCGACAAACCACGAGUCCGCAAAUUCCUGCGCUUCAACCCAGGCCCCGCUGCCGUGCACAAGCUCGGCCACUACGGCGUCUGCACCACCAAAUUCGACUCCCUCGUCGACUUCUACACCCGCACCUUCAACAUCGCCCCCAGCGACUUCCUUUACAUCGAUGCCGCCGACCCCACAACCCCCAACGGCAAGAAAAACGUCGCCCUCUUCGCACACAUCGACCGCGGCUCCACCCACGUCGACCACCACUCCUUUUUCAUGUCCUCGAACCCAACCUCGCACGUGCAUCACUGUUCGUUCGAGAUCCACGACUUCGAUACCCAGAAACUGGGCCACCAGUGGCUUGCGAAUAAGGGGUAUGAGGCUGUGUGGGGCGUUGGGAGGCACAUUCUGGGAUCGCAGAUUUUUGAUUACUGGUGGGAUACGACGGGGAAUAUGAUUGAGCAUUAUGCGGAUGGGGAUUUGGUUAAUGAGGAGACGCCGGUCGGGUAUGGGCCGGCGGGGGAUGAGUCGUUGGCGGUUUGGGGGCCGGAGGUGCCUUCUUGGUUUUUGCAGUAGUUGGGUUGGUGCUGGAUAUCAUAUUAUAUGAAAAUCAAGUGUAUUCAUUGCGGUGGU
Molecule: messenger RNA, 1208 nt
Organism: Aspergillus glaucus CBS 516.65
Lineage: Eukaryota; Fungi; Ascomycota; Eurotiomycetes; Eurotiales; Aspergillaceae
Product: VOC family protein
Exons: 5
Coding region: 90-1151 (353 amino acids)
Biological process (GO): L-methylmalonyl-CoA metabolic process
Cellular component (GO): mitochondrion
Molecular function (GO): methylmalonyl-CoA epimerase activity
Source: RefSeq, a predicted model, not a curated record